Bombyx mandarina (wild silkworm) is the source of this 9563-nucleotide messenger RNA. It is a transcript of the gene Vps13D, whose product is annotated as vacuolar protein sorting 13D. NCBI's taxonomy places the organism in Eukaryota, Metazoa, Arthropoda, Insecta, Lepidoptera, Bombycidae. The record is from RefSeq and is a predicted model, not a curated record. Gene Ontology annotation, biological process: protein retention in Golgi apparatus; mitochondrion organization; protein targeting to vacuole.
UGCAGGAGUACAGGGCGUGGAGUGUUGCAGCGUGAGCGUGGAGCUGGAGUCGCCGGUGGUGGUGGUGCCGGUGUCGGCGGAGAGCAGCGCGGUGCUGGUGGCGCACCUGGGCCGGAUGAGCCUCGCCAACCGGCCCGGCCCGCCCGCGCACACCGCCUACACCGUGCGCCUGCGAGACAUCGCCCUGGCCACGCUGGACGUGGCCGAGAAGCUGAAGCACCGGCCGCUGACCGCCGAGAGCAUGGAGGACACGUACGACGUGUCGGCCGGCAAGCCCGUGCUGCACGACACCGCGCUGCAGCUGACCCUGGACUACUGCGACAAGGAACUCGACGGGGAAGUCGUCUACCAGUGUGAAGUGACCGGGAAAAUAGUGGAGGGGCUGCAGCUGUCCGCGUGUCGCGAGCAGUACGAGCAGCUGCUGCAGGCGCUGUCCUCCGCGGCCGGGCCCCCCGCGCCGCGCCCCGCGCCGCACCCCGCGCCCUCGCACCAGCCCCCCGCGCACGGACUGCACGACGGCGGGUCGGUGGUGGAGGGCGCGGUCCCUACGCUGCGGCUGGACCCCGCGGUGCGCGCGGCGGUGCUGGCCGUGCCGCGCCCCGCCAGCGCGCCGCCCGCACCGCACUUCAUCCCGCUCAUCGUCCGCGCGGAGGUGCCGGCGCUGAGCGUGCGGCUGCGCGCCGACGUGGGGGAGGGGGAGCGCAGCCUGGUGGAGCUGUCGGUGCAGCAGCUCGCGCUGCACUACCGCCGCGCGCGCCCGCACCACACCGCGCUGCAGGUCCGCCUGCAAGGUGUCCGCAUGGAGGACUUGGUAGCGGGGCGGGACCCGCGGCAUCGCCUGCUGUUGCAGUCACACGUGGGACGCGCGCCCCCCGGCCCCCGCACGCGCGCCCGCUCCGUGCCCCCCGCGCCCGCCCCGCCCCGCACGCCGCGCGCCCCGCGCCCCCGCUCGCUGUCCCCGGGAACCACGCUCGACCAGUCCCCGGAAAAAGACAAGGCAAAGAAGCAGGAAAAUAAAUGUGGAGCCACGCCUCCUUGUUCGCCCGAAGGAGAGGGAGAUACAGAAGACGACGCGCAGUUUGACGACUCUCCGUCGUCCGACGACGACAACCUGGUCUGCGUGUCCGUGCACACCACGGACCCCGAGCAUCCAGAGUUCGAGACCAAAUAUCAGAAGGUAUCUAAGCUGACAACGGUGGAAUUCAACAGUCUCAACCUGGUCAUCAACAUCGACAGUUGGGUGGCCGUCCUCGACUUCUUCGGCAUCGCGGGAGACGACGACCCGCCGCCAGGGCCGCCACAGGACGACCCGCAGACCGUGGAGUCGGAGAGCGCGGCGGGCACGGUCUCACAGACGGACGUAUCCGUGAGGUCGCUGUCCGUGGUGGUGGUGGGGGGGCGCGGGGAGACGUGUCGUGCGCUGCUGUGCCGCGUGAGGCUGCAGGCCACCGCCACCGGCCUCACGCGCCAGCUGCGGGGGCGCCUCGCCGCGCUCUGUCUGCAGGACCUCACGCCUCAUGCGCCGCUCUGGAGGAAUCGGCUGCGGACCCACGCCACGCCGGCCCUCUCCUUCCACUACCGCAGGCUGGGCGGCGCGGAGGCUGCGCAGGCGGGCCACGACUCCAGCCUCAGCGUGGAGCUGGGCGCGGUCACGUACGUGCACACCAAGAGGUUCGUGCACGAGCUGCAGACCUUCGCCGCAGAGUUCAGUCUGUUGCGCCGCGUCAUCAUGCAGGCCAGGCUUAAGGUGUCCCCCCCCGAGCGGCGGGACCGCGCGGCGCGGGUGCGGGUGCGGCUGCGCGCGGCGGCGCCCACCAUCGUGGUGCCGGUGUCCGGGCGCAGCGCCCGCGCGCUCACCGCCCGCCUGGACGCGCUGGAGCUGGACACCGCCUUCCGCCGCGCCGGCCAGCCCGGCACCGUGUCCGCGCUCCGGGACGCCGACGCCAGUGAGCGCGAGCUGCUGGAGGUGCGCACCGUGAAGCUGGAGGGGCUGUCGCUGCGGUGCGGCCGCGGGCCCCAGCUGCUGCAGGCGCCGGCGCAGCUGCUGCUCUGCAUCGAACGGAACCUCGACCCCACACACAACGUGGCGGACAUGACCAUCCAGGGCACCCUGGCGACGCUGGUGUGCUCGGUGGACGCGGCGCAGUACGGCGUGGUGCGCGGCGUGCUGGACCACAACCUGGGGGACACCCUGCCGCCCGCGCCCGCCGCGCCCUCCCCGCCGCCCCACCAGCAGGUGUGGACCACGUUGUCCAUAAGGCUGGAGCUGCUCGACGUGACCGUGCGCCUGGAGCCCGAGCACGGCGUGACGUCGCUGGCCUGCAUCAAUUUCAUCAAAUCGCGUCUGCUCGUCGAGAUAUAUUCCGACCUCAGCCAGGACAUCGACUUAGUGUCGCAGGAGAUCCUGGUGAGCGACACGCGCUUCGCGGCCGAGCCCGCCAACCGGCGCGCCAACGUGUUCGCGCGCAUCGUGCAGCCCAUGCCGGAGCACCCGCACAGCGUGCAGGCCGAGGUGCACGCCAGGAAGCGGCAGGACUCCUCGGCGUACACCAUCCUGAUCAACAACAUGCGCCUCAUGGCCAUCCUGGACUGGUGGGAGGCGGCCGGCAACUUCAUCCUGCAACCGCCGCCCCCGUCAGCAGACGCAGGCCAACCCAACAUCGAGGAGUCAUCCCACGCGCGGGGCUCGAGCGCGGCGCCGCACGACGAGCCGCGCCUGGAGCUGAAGCUGAACGUCACGGACUCGCAGCUCGUGCUCGUCGAGGACGCGUCCCUCUGGGACACCAACGCCGUCAUACUGCGGAGCACGACCGUGCUGCGCUACGCGGGCGGCAGCUCCGUGCCGGUGUCGUGCUCGCUGUCGGAGCUGGAGGUGUUCUCGUGCGUGCUGGGGCUCGAGGAGGAGACGGCGCUGUCCAUCAUCGACCCGGCCGCCGUGCAACUCACGCUCCACGCCGACCGGACCCUGCACGUACAAAUGGGCACGUUGAACCUGCGACUCUCGUACCACGACAUGCGCAUGUUCGCCUCCAUGUUGCAGUCGCUACCGGUCCAAGUGCGGGCCGCUCUGUCGGGUAAAGCAGAGGAGCCGCUGAAGAAGGAGGAUGUCCCCGCGAACAGCGUGUACAUGCGCGCGCCGCCCGCCUGGCCCGCGCCGCUCGCCCGCGCGCGCCCCCCGCACGCCCGCGCGCACCCCCCGCUGGCCCGCACGCGCCCACCCCCCGCGAGCCCGCCCAGCGCCGUGUGGCCGCUCGCUGCGGUGCAGGUGACGGCGGACUGCGUCGCGCUGUGCGUCAUCGACGACUGCCUGGACUCCGACGUGCCCCUCCUGGAACUGUCCCUCUCCGAGCUGCAGGUGGAGCAGGAUCUCCGCAAGGCGCCCGGCUCGCUGGAGGACCCGGUGCUGGUGUCGAGCCCGGCCAGCCCGGUGCGGGGGGGCGCGGGAGGGGGCAGGCUCGCCGCCGGACUCGCUGUGGACUACUACAACCGGACGCUGUCCAGUUGGGAGCCCAUGGUCGAACCUUGGAGGUUCGAGAGUCGAUGGGAGACGAGUUUGACGAGCGAACUGUCCCUGUCCCGGGCCCAGGUGCACGUGACGUCAGCGGAGACGCUCAACUUGAACGUGACGUCAGCGCUGGUCGAGCUGCUGAUGCUCGUACGGGCCAACUGGACCGCCGACUACUACGCGCCGCACGCACAAUCCGGAGCGACGGAGCAGUCACCGAAAAGCAGCCCGGCCGGCCACAGGCGACGGUCACCGUUCGUGCCCUACGCUCUACGGAACCACACCGGUCACAAGCUGUGGUUCACGACGCUGCUGACCACCGUGGACGAGAUGAGGCCCACGGGCCGCGGCGACGGGUGCGGGCCGGACGACACGUGGAUGUUGGUGCGGGCGCAGCACACGGAGCCGUUCUCGUUCGGCGGGCGGCGGGCGCGGCGGCGGCCCGUGGCGGCGCUGCACCGCUGGACCGUGCUGCUGCGGCUGGACGGCUGGGACCCCCCCGACCCCGUCUGCGUGGACCGCGUCGGCCUCUACUUCCGGACCCUCACGCACACGAAAACCGGCGCAGAGGCUCGCAUCGUGUUCGAAGUGUCGUUAGAAGGAUCAGCCAGGAAGCUGGUGACGGUGCGCUCGGCGCUGCAGCUGGUGAACAAACUGCCUCACCCAGUCGAAGUCAGGAUGGACCACGCGCCCUCCACUGAGGAGGGCGACACUGCGGGCGCGGUGCGGGCGUGGUGCGCGGCGCUGCAGCGGCCCCGCCUGCCCCCCCGCGCGCCCCCCCGCGCGCCGCCCCUCGCCCUGCGCCCCGCGCUCUCAGCUCGCGGUACUCACGCCUCGCAUCACUCAUCUGUCUCUUAUCUGCAGUCCUAUUCGCAGUGGGUGGGGGGUGGCGUGCGCAGCGCCCGGGUGUCGCCGGGGGACUCGUGGGCGGCGCCGCUGGAGGCGGAGGGGGGCGCGCUGUGGACGCGUCCCCUGCCCCCCGCCCCGACGCCCGCGCACCCCUACUCUCCCACCGCCAUACACUGGAAGGACGCCUCGCCUUCCAAGCCCUUAUUGCACUACUCCUGCACCGCGCCGCCCGAUCACGUCUACAGGUUUUGCUGUGUGAUGAUACGGGAGCGGUUCCCACCGGACCGCGGCCCUCCCAUCGCGGGCCACACGCUGACCCUGGUCCCAGCGCUGCGCCUGGAGAACCUGCUGCCUCUGGAGCUGCAGUAUCGGUCUGUUAACAAAGCGGGCCUCGUCGUGCACGGCUCCGUCGCGCCCGGAGACACCAAGCCAUUCCAUCAGGUCAACGUUGAAGAAGGCGUAGAACUGAGCAUCAAACUGGAAGGGUUCGGUUGGUCCACUUCCGUCGUGGUGGGGGGUCCGGGGGGUGCCGGGGGUGCCGCGGGAACACCGGCCUCCUUCAGCGCCAAGAUCAAGCUCAGGGACACCCGUUCUCGGCGACUCUACCUUAACGCUCGGGUCACCGUCAAGAAGACUGAUGGGAUGAAAGUGUCUGUGUCGGCCGCGUACUGGCUGGUGAACCGCACCGGUCUGCCGCUCGUGUACCGCGCUGAGGGCAGUGCGGCAGACGCGGCAGGACAGUUCGCGGAGCACGAGUUGGCGCGGGUCGUGGCGCCUCUGCUCUUCUCCUUUGCCGAGCCUGAUGCCAGGCCCACGCUCUGUGCGAGGCUGGGUCGUGGACUCCCUGGGAAUCCGGAGUGGUGCUCACCGUUCGGGCUGGGCCCCGGCGUGAGCGUGAAGCGGCUGGAGGUGCGCGGGGAGGGCGAGGGCGGGGGCGGGGAGCGGGUGUACGCGGUGGGCGUGUCCGUGCGCGCGGGCCGCGGCCGCUACCGCCGCACCAACAUCGUCACGCUGGCGCCGCGCUACCAGCUGCACAACAACACCACGCGCACGCUGCAGUUCGCGCAGGCCUGCGCCGCCACCACCCUGGUGCGUGCUCGCCAGCCCACAGUACAAUAUAUUCAGGUUUCAAACCUUGACCCUCGAGUGACGGAGCCGGACGGUUCGUACCAGCUAGUGCGGGUGGAGGUGGUGCUGCAGGGCGCGACGCUGUUCGUGGUGCUCACGGACGCGGAGUGUGCGCCGCCCCCGCUGCGCAUCGACAACUACUCGCCUGUCUCCAUCAUAUACCACCAGGUACUAACGACCCCCUCGGGUGCGGGGGGUGGAGAUUUAAUCCGUUUAUUUGUCAAACUGUACAUUGGGCGGCGGGCGCGCGCGCAGGUGGGGUGCGCGGAGGAGAGCGCGGUGCGUGCGCACGGGCGCGAGGUGUGCGCGCUGCCGGCGGCGGAGGGCGCGCGCGUGCUGGCGCUGCGGGCGCCGGGCGGGCCGCCCCGACACCUGCCGCUGGACGUGCUGCCGGCCACGCACACGCUGCUCUAUCAGAACUUCAUCUACGUCGUCUUCCAGGCGACCGCCAGAGACUCCAACCCAUCUAAUACCGGGAAGCAGGCUCCGCCGGCCGACGCCGAUGACAACGUGCUGGUGCUGGAAGUUCCACUCGGCUCCACACGAGUUCAGCUUGGAAGAAAACGAUAUGGGGACAGAGACUCCAACCCAUCUAAUACCGGGAAGCAGGCUCCGCCGGCCGACGCCGAUGACAACGUGCUGGUGCUGGAAGUUCCACUCGGCUCCACACGAGUUCAGCUUGGAAGAAAACGAUAUGGGGACAGGUCACAGCUGUGGAGACGCGGACCCAACGACCAGCUGAUCCACGAGGGCAGCUCCCCUCCCCAGCCCACCGACUCUCAGCUCUCAGAAGAUGCGCCACUCUCGCCUCACGCUAUGGUGCUGGACAUCGAGGACGCGGCUCCGCGGCCGGGGCGCGCGGCGGCGCUGGUGCUGCGGCGGGCGGACGCGCGGCGGGCCAGCACGCAGGCGUGGCAGCUGCGUGCGGCGCGUCUGUGCUGUGCGCACCGCAACCUGUGCGUGCAGCCCGACCCGCCCUCGCUCAUGGGGCUCGCGCCAGGCAGUCGCGUGGUGCUGGGGAUGGCGGGGGCGAGCGUGCGGCCGGAGCAGCAGGUCAGCUGGCACACCCUGCGGCCCGGCAGCGGCAAGCUGCUCCUCACGCUGCAGGCCGACGGACCCACGCGACUCAUACAGAUACGCGACCAACAGGCGCCCGACUCGGGCUGGGUGGAGGGCGACGGAGAGCGCGGCGGGGGCGGCGGGGGCCGCGAGUGGGAGGUGUGGGUGUCGGCGGGGGGCGUGUCGGUGUCGCUGGUGGGGGGCGGCGAGGAGCUGGUGGCGGCGCACGCGGUGUCGCUGCGGGCGCGGGCCUGCCUCACGCCCUCCGCCGCCAGCCUGGCGCUCACCCUGCAGGACAUGCAGUGGGACAACCAGUUACUGGGCACCCCAAGCCCUGUGCUGCUGUACUGCCUCCCGGACCGCAGCGGCGCCAACGCCCCAGCCCUCCAUGCGUCGGUGGAACUCCAGCGAUCUCCCUCCGACAAAUACAACGCGUACUUCUUCAGGCACUUGGUUGUCGCGCUCAAACCUCUGGCGGUCAGAUUGGAGGAAAGGUUGAUCCUGGUGCUGUGGUCGUGGUGGCGCGAGGAGGACGAGGACAGCGCGCAGGAGCAGGUGGACGAGGCGGACUACGAGACGCGCCGCAUGCUGCACAGCCUCACCGCGCUCUCCGCCACCAGAUACUACUUCGGCCUACUCAAGAUUAUACCCAGCCAGAUCCGGCUGUCGAUGUGCACGGCGAACAAGCUGGACAGUUCGCUGGGCUCGCUGAAGCGGCGGCUGGGCCUCACCCUCAUCAAGUUCGAGGACGCGGCCGUGGAGCUGGAGCCCUUCGAACGAGUGCACGUGUUCGAAACCGCGUCCUACCUCGGCAGGCAAAUGCUGGCUCAUUUUAAAGACGAAUUAAAAUGGCAAGCCGCCAAGAUAUUAGGGUCUGUGGACUUCUUGGGCAACCCCCUGGGCUUCGUGGCGGACGUGUCGGAGGGCGUGACGGGCCUGCUGCUGGAGGGGAACGUGGGCGCCCUCCUCAAGAACGUCACGCACGGGAUCUCAAACUCCGCCGCCAAAGUGUCGGAAUCCCUGGGCGACGGGCUGGAGCGCGUGGUGUGGGACGAGGCGCACGAGGAGACGCGGCGCCGGAUCCGCAGUGCUGCCCAUGGACAUCACCUCGCCGCCGGACUCAGGGGACUCGGGCUCGGCAUACUCGGGGGUAUGACGUCACUGGUGAAACACAGCUACGAAGGCGCGACGCAGGAGGGGCUGGGAGGGUUCCUGACGGGGGUGGGGAAGGGGCUGGUGGGGACCGUCACCAAGCCUGUCAUCGGCGUCCUCGACCUCGCUGCUGAGACGGCUUCGGCACUCAGGGACACCAGUCGAAGGUCGGACAAGUGGGUGCCGGCGCGGGUGCGCGGGCCGCGGUGCGCGUGGGGCGCGGGCUCCGCCCUGCCGCGCUACUGCGGGGCGCAGGCCCACGGCGCGGCGCUGCUGUACGCGCUCAACAACAACGACUACUCCGAGCGCUUCCUGGCCUACCGCAUCGUCCGGGACACGCCGCACGACAUCCGCGCGCUGCUCUCGGACUCCUACCUGCGCAUCUUCACCUGCAAGCACUCUGCGCCGCAGGUCGUCAUGGAGACGCACCUCAGCAACCUGGUGUCGUGCGCGGUGGUGGAGGCCGGCGGCGCGCAGCUGGUGGAGCUGGGCGUGCGCGGCGGCGAGGCGGGCGUGCGGCGGCCGCGCGUGCAGUGCGACUCGGCGGCGCUGGCGCGCUGGCUGCGCACGCACGCGCUGUACGCCGCGCAGCUCUACCACGAGCGGGCGCACACGCUGCUGCCGCCCGAGCCCGCACUCUGCGCGCCCGGGAACCAUUAAACGACUACAUCAUAACAUUAAAUGACAUUUCGACUAAUAUUUAUAUUUAAUUUAGUGAAAAUACAUUACCUGUAGCUCCGAGGACCAAAUAUUAUUUAUCUUAGGCAAUCGUUAAUUCGUAAUAUAUUCGUAAUAAUAAUAAUAUAUUUGACCUGUUUAAUUGUAACUAAAUAUUUGUACAUUUAACUUUUUUCAUUAUCUAACUUCUAUAAAAAGCUCAUCCUGAAAACCGCGACUGGCGAUUUCAUUCACAAAACGUUACCGAAGAACAAUUGCAUUACGUGAAGUCGCUGAAUUAAUGUAUUUCCUAUUCCUAAGUACAUACUAGGACGCGCCCCCCGCCCCCCGCGGCCCCCGCCCCCGCGGCGCGGCGAACCCGCGAGUUGAUCUGAGCUGAACUGCCCCCGCUCCAACACGACGUGCAAAAGUAGAGGCAGCUGCCGCGCCCCCCCACUCCCCUAUGACUCAGCGAAAUGUUCUCCCAGAUUACAAUAGUAUGUACAUUUAUCUUCAGUCAAUCUGUGGGUGAUCACUCAAAGAGCUGUAAUUGCUAGAUUAAUUGUAUUCAUAUAUGAACAUUAGUCUGUGAUACAAAGAAAUUUUGCAAGAUACGUAUAAUAUUAGAAAAAUAAUAUAUUUUGUGUAAUUUAAAACUCAAUGUAAUAUUGAAUGGUACAUCGGGGCAAUAGCAGUCCUGGGCGCGUACGGACCCGGAGUCCCGCGGCCGGUGCGCUCGCGGAGAUCAGCAUCAUUGUUAGAAUACAGUUGACUAAGUCGUAAAAGAAAGCUACUGUACGUGUCUCCACCCCACAGCGCCCCACGCCUGCCACAGGUCUGCCCCAUACGGGCGGUCGAUCUAGAUUAAAAACUAAAAGCUUAUAUUUCAAAAGUUUAAUCCGUCUAAAUCACCUUAUCAAGAUACGGAUUAUAUUUAACUAUCUGUAUAAUAAAUCUUUCUCUCAGCCCAGCCUUUCUAAAGAUCCGUCUUGUUAAUUAUGUCUGUUGCCAAAUGUUUCACAAUCGUGGGCCUAAGUUGUACUCAGUUCAUUACGCAGUGAGAUCAAAGACACCCCUGUAAUGUGUGUAAAAGUAUAUCAAUGUAUGUUAGUCUGCGGAUGCUGGUAAUUUAUUGAUGUCUGAAGUUCGUUGCGAGAGUUUGAAUUAAUUUUGUAACUUGUGAUUUGAAGCAAUAAAAUUAUGGAAAACUUUA